Molecule: messenger RNA, 2012 nt
Organism: Rubroshorea leprosula
Lineage: Eukaryota; Viridiplantae; Streptophyta; Magnoliopsida; Malvales; Dipterocarpaceae
Source: the annotation of a GenBank genome assembly
AAUUUCCCUCUCUUCCCCAAACUGGAUAAAAGGAAUUGACUCCAGUUGAGCUCACUUUCUUCCUCGCUCUAUUCACAGGCGAAUACAUACCUGUCCAAUUUGUGUUUGAUUUUACAUAGACUGCUCGAUUAUGGAAACGGAGAAUUCCGUCUCGAAAUCUAGUUCAACUGCGGAUUCCUACAUAGGGAGCUUGAUAAGCUUGACCUCGAAGAGUGAGAUCAGAUACGAGGGUGUCCUUUACAACAUCAACACCGAGGAAUCCAGUAUUGGAUUGAGAAACGUGCGUUCAUUCGGAACUGAAGGAAGGAAAAAGGAUGGUCCACAAGUACCCCCAAGUGACAAGGUCUAUGAGUACAUAUUGUUCCGAGGAAGUGACAUCAAGGACUUGCAGGUUAAAUCUUCCCCACCUGCUCAAACAGCAGCUCCCAUAAACAAUGACCCUGCUAUUAUCCAGCAUUCGCAGUCUCACUAUCCUCGCCCUGUUUCAACAACUACAAACUUGCCUUCUGCUGCUAGUGGACCUCUGACAGAUCUAAGUUCCCACAAUUCUCAAAUGGGACUACCUGGGUCCAAUUUUCAAGGUGGUCUGCCAUUAUAUCAACCUGGAGGAAAUUUAGGAUCAUGGGGAGCCCCACCUCCUCCCCCAACUGCAAAUGGUAGUGGUCUUGCCAUGCCAAUGUAUUGGCAAGGAUAUUAUGGCCCUCCAAAUGGGCUGCCGCAUUUGCACCAGCAAUCUUUGCUUCGUCCCCCACCUGGAUUAUCAAUGCCUUCCUCACUGCAACCAAUGCAAUAUCCCAAUUUUAACACACCCUUGCCAACUGGUCCUUCAAACUUGCAGGGCUCAAGUGUGCCUGAUGUUCCUUCUCCUUUACUUCCUGCCACUACAGUCUCUGCUAAUUUGACCUCAACUUCUUUACCAUCCUUGACUUUGCCUCCAGCACCCUCUGCUUCACUACCCUCAGAAACAUUACCCAGUUUGUUACCUAACAAGGCUCCUAUUUCUGCCCUUCCAACAGCUACACCAGGUUCUGGUUUGCCAGCUUUGCCAGCACUUCCACCUUUGACUACUUCCACUCCAGAGUCAAAUCCUGCUGUACCAAUCUCUAACAAGCCAAAUGUGAUUUCUGGUCCAACCUUGUCAUAUCAAGGCACAUCUCAAUCUUCAUCUUCUAUCCUCAGUUCAUCUAAUUCGGUUAAUGCAGAAGCACCUACACCUUCACUCAUAACCCCAGGUCAGCUAAUGCAGUCUGGAUCUACUGUGGCCUCUUUGUCCCAAUCUUCAAUAACUGCACAGAAAGAUGUGGAGGUGGUUCAAACAUCUGCAUCUGCAUCUGCAUCUGCAUCACCAUCAUCUGAACCAUCAGCAUCGGUGGCCAAAGAAGCUCAGCCACCAAUAUUGCCUUUGCCAGUAUCUUCCCGAGCUGCUCAAAGGGUAAUUACACCAUAUAUUAAUUUUAGUUUAUUUAUUUACCUUCUAUGUUUGUAUGACUAUGUAAAUGUGCAUGAGGUGCCAGAGAUCCUGGUCACGCUCAUAAAUGCUUUUUCUCUUUUGGAUUUGACAUACCCUAGCUUUAUGGAAAUAGAAGGGGUUUUUCAAAUCAAGUGAGCAAUGAAUAGAGGCCUAUUACAGUUGUUGUUUCAAAGGCCUGAAAGGAUGAAAAUGUGGUAAUUCAUCUCCAGUCUGCAUCUUUACUAAGUACUGAUGUCUCUCUUCCUCUGUUUUGGUGUUAUGGAGUUCUAUGUUGUUUGAUAUGAAGUGCUGUUUCAUUUGCUUGACUUGCAGUUUUGACAUUGAGAGUCACAAAACUGCUAGAGUUGAUCUCACAGUGGUUUCAUCUUAAGCUUCUUUCAACUGUCCUUUUGGGGUCCAUCUUUCUGUAGCUUCUGGUUUUAUGUUUCUGUUUCUGUGAGGGAUGCAGUUGUUCUAGAUAGCAGUUUGUCUUGUACUUGUUGACUGAAAAUUGUGCUUUUUUGUUAUAUAUUAGGUUUCCUUGGCUGUGCAAUCCAUGUAC